Molecule: messenger RNA, 582 nt
Organism: Enterobius vermicularis (human pinworm)
Lineage: Eukaryota; Metazoa; Nematoda; Chromadorea; Rhabditida; Oxyuridae
Source: the annotation of a GenBank genome assembly
AUGAAUAUCCGAGUGGCAAGGGCGGAUGAUUUGCUAAACACGCAACAUUGCAAUUUACUAUGUCUUCCAGAGAAUUAUCAAAUGAAAUAUUAUUUUUACCAUGCCUUAUCAUGGCCGCAACUGUCGUAUGUUGCUGAAGACGAUAAGGCAACUAUGUCAUUUGAAUUUAAGGGCAACAUUGUUGGGUAUGUUUUGGCUAAAAUGGAAGAAGAAACAGAUGAUGAACCUCAUGGUCAUAUCACUUCAUUAGCAGUAAAACGUUCGUAUCGACGCUUAGGUUUAGCUCAGAAGCUCAUGGAUCAGACAGCUAGAGCGAUGAUUGAAACGUUUAAUGCAAAGUAUGUAUCAUUACAUGUCCGGGUAUCAAAUAGAGCUGCGUUGAACUUAUAUCAGAACACUUUGAAGUUUGAAAUUUCUGAUGUAGAACCAAAAUAUUACGCAGAUGGUGAAGAUGCAUACGCAAUGAAGAGGCCCUUAGUGAAGUUUGCGAAGGAAAAUAAUAUUGAACCAGCGGAUAAGAAAACAUUUUUUGCAGUGAAGGAAGAAAAAGAUCAUUCGAGAAAGCCAAAGAAUGCUCAAUAA